Molecule: messenger RNA, 3700 nt
Organism: Nasonia vitripennis (jewel wasp)
Lineage: Eukaryota; Metazoa; Arthropoda; Insecta; Hymenoptera; Pteromalidae
Product: adhesive plaque matrix protein
Exons: 6
Coding region: 120-3509 (1129 amino acids)
Source: RefSeq, a predicted model, not a curated record
CACCGAAGGACUCGAGAAGGAGCGCGGCCGGUGAUAAGCUUACAUGCUGCGCGGAGAUCAAGAGAGAAAGAGCGAAGAAACGUGUCGUCGACUGACUUGUCUCAAAGGAUAACGCUUCAAUGAGGUUGAGUCGGGUAAUAGCAGGCCUAGUCCUGCUGGGGUUCGUCCUCUGCAGCGCCUCGGCCUACGAGAAGUGCCCUAACUGUGGUCUCGGCGAUGGCGAGGAUCCUUGCCACUGUGGCGAGACCGUCGUUAAAGCAGCCAAGCUCCAGAAGCCCGGCUACCUCGCAUCACCCGAAGCCAUAAACUACGCCCUCAAGUACAACCAGGCCGGAGCUUAUGGAGUCUAUGGACCAGCGAUUCCAGGAUACGGAGCACCGGUCGUACCUUACGCAGCACCGGCUUCGGUCUACGGAGUUCCGACUUACUCUCCGGCUUAUGGAGCUUCUGCUCCAGCCUACGGCGCUACCAAGCUUCACCUGACCAACGUCCUGGACCCCGAGUCGCGCUACGAGGUCGGAGAUGGCGGCAAGACCUACGAAGAGCUGCAGCACCUCUUGUACCGCAAACCAGGAACGCCAGUUGCUCCCCUGUUCAAACCCGUCGGUGACCUGUGCCACUCUGACGGUAAGGGCAAGCACUACGGCAGCACUUACGGCAACGCCAAGGGGCCCCAAAAGAUCGUAGGAGUCACCCCGGCGUAUCCAGGCAAGACUCCCUGCAAAUGCCUACCACCUGCGCCGCCAAAAGUAUACGGACCACCGCGGACCUACGCUCCAUCUUCGCCAUACGGCAUGUUGUCGCACCACUACACCCACUACGCUCCAGCAGCUCAGCCAGUGUCGAAGCCAGUCUACGGACCAGCUCCUCCAGCUUACCCAGCUCCAAAGCCAUACGGACCAGCACCUCCUCCAGCCAGCUACAUGCCACCGAAACCAUACGCACAUCCAGCUGCUCCAGCCUACCCAGCAGCCAAACCAGUCUACGGAGCACCUCCCGCAGCUUACCCAGCCCCAGCCUACCCAGCACCCCAACCAGUCUACGGACCACCUGCUCCAGCCUACCCAGCUCCAAAACCGUACGGACCAACUCCUGCGCCUUACGCGACCCCGAAACCCUACGUACCGCCAGUAGCGUACCCAGCUCCGAAACCAUACGCUCCAGCCCAGCCAGCCCCAGCAGCCUACGCACCAGCCAAGCCAGCCUACAGCCCAGCACCUGCAGCAUACGCACCGGUAGCCAAGCCGGCAGCCUACCCUGCUCCCCCGACUGUCUACAGCUCGACGAAAACGGCUUACCCAUCGGCUGCCCCAGCCUACGCCACGGCUGCACCAGCCUACUCGGCCAAGCCGGCCUACAGCAAGACUGCCUACUCGACUGCAUCACACUACGGACACGACGAUGACGAUAAUGAGGCGCUAUCCUUCGCCGAGCAAGAGCAGCUGUACAAGGCCCAGCCAACGAUCCCAGCCGAUCCAGUCUCGAUCUCGCUGGCCUACAAGAACUUCCUGCAAACUCCGAGCGCCAAGAAGUACGUUCCCGAGGACAGGCUGGCCUACGGCCAUCGCCAACUGCCCGCCGAUGGUAGCAUCCACAAGGAGAUCGCCAACGUGCCCGAGGAGAAGCUGCUCACCGUCGACAAGCCCAUAGUCGAGCUGAAGAGCCCAGCCAAGUGCAGUAGCUCGAGCUACGGUGGCUACACCAACCGCUACGCCGACGACGACGGAUACGGCGACCUCGAGGCUCUGGAGAGGGAAACCGAGGAGGCCAGCGAACGCGCACGCGGUGCCUACGUGUCUUACAGCGACCUCGGCUACGGACCAGUCAGCCCAGUCAAGAACCAGUUCGUCACAAAGACCGCUAACGUACCAAGCUACGCUACCCCAGCCGCCUACGCUGUCCCAGCAGCAGCCGCCUACCCAUCAGUACCGAGUGUCCAUCUCCCCUGUGGACCCCUGGGCCCAACCGUCCCAGGCUACAAACCCGGAGCAGUGCUCGUGGAGGAGAAACCCGCCAAGGCAUGCGUUGAGGACGAUCGAGAUGGAUACCGAUACAAGGACGACAGCGAGGAGUACGGAAGCUACAGUAGCGAAGACACUGGCUGCUCCUGCAAGGGAGGAAUCAUCGAGCGACUCAAGCCUAAAUGCAACAAGCACAAGCAUGAACGGUAUAGUACGAACAGCAGCGGCAUCGGCACCAAGAUGUCGUUUGCACUUCGAGGAGUGUGCCUGGCUUUGGCAUUGGCCGUAUGUAGCGCUCACUACCUUCCGCCUUGCGAUGAUGAGCUCGAGCUGCCAUACAAGAUCGAGCUCCCAGCGGCGAGACCAGCGUAUUCACCAGUCUACGCUGUCGUCCCAGCACCACAACCACCACCACCACCACCAGCAUACGAUGACUGCGACGAGAUAGUGUUGGUGCCAGGCAAACCAGCCCCACCAGCUUACGCUCCACCGCCACCGGUUUACGCACCGCCACCACCGCCACCGGCUUACGCACCACCGCCACCGCCACCAGCGUACGCUCCACCGCCACCACCGGCUUACGCUCCACCGCCACCACCGCCACCUCCACCACCACCACCGUCUUACGGCCCACCACCGCCACCAGCUUACGGCCCACCACCACCGCCACCACCGCCACCACCACCGCCAGCUUACGGCCCACCACCGCCACCAGCUUACGGACCACCACCACCGCCACCGCCGCCACCACCACCACCGGCUUACGGCCCACCACCACCACCAGCUUACGGACCACCACCACCGCCACCGCCGCCACCACCACCACCGGCUUACGGCCCACCACCGCCACCAGCUUACGGACCACCACCACCGCCACCGCCGCCACCACCACCACCGGCUUACGGCCCACCACCGCCACCAGCUUACGGCCCACCACCACCGCCACCGCCGCCACCACCACCACCAGCUUACAGCCCACCACCACCGCCACCGCCGCCACCACCACCAGCGGCUUACGGCCCACCACCGCCACCAGCUUAUGGCCCACCACCACCGCCACCGCCGCCACCACCACCAGCGGCUUACGGCCCACCACCGCCACCAGCUUAUGGCCCACCACCACCGCCACCGCCGCCACCACCACCAGCGGCUUAUGGCCCACCACCGCCACCAGCUUACGGACCACCACCACCGCCACCGCCGCCACCACCACCACCAGCUUACAGCCCACCACCGCCACCAGCUUAUGGUCCCCCACCUCCACCUCCACCACCAGCUUACGCACCACCACCGCCACCAGCUUAUGGCCCACCAGCUCCACCACCGCCACCACCUCCACCUCCAGCAUACGCUCCCCCACCACCACCACCAGCUUAUGCACCACCCCCACCACCUCCGGCGUACGCCCCACCCCCACCACCCCCGAAGUACUCGCCAGCUCCAAUUGUCGUGUACGGACCACCAGCCCCACCUCCACCUCCACCAGCACCAAAGCGCAAGCUGUGCAAAAUCCACGUUUCCACUGAGUGCGAUUGCAAAAAAUAUUGAGGAAUCCUUAUAGAAUGGCAAGGCGUUAGUCAUUGCAAACCUAUUUAUUGAAUCCCAGUUCCGCCCUGUUUAUACCCGAACAUUCCAAAAUGAAAUUAUAUUUUGAAUUUAUUUCAAAAGAAAUGCUAUUUUUUGAAAAAAAGCAAUUUUAUUAAAAAAGCCCUUUCAAAUAAAUUGAAUGAUGAACAUUA